AUGGUUGCCUUUGAAGAGUGCCAAACUGGGUAUCUGGCUAAGUGCCUUAUGAGAACCACCUCCUACAAGUAUCGGAUGAUAAUUGUUCAGCCCCUCUUUGCAGAAGGCAAACUAAGGCUGGGAAAAGCCUACAGUCCCAAGAUAGCAUCCAUGUUCUCUGUUUUCCUGGGCCUCCCACGGUCCCUGCAGCUGCAGGCUCCCUCGGCUGCCCCACUGUUGGACCUGGUCAUUAGAGUAUGUCAGGCUGAAGCGGACCCUCAGGAAGUCACCCACCCAACUGCCUCUGAAGCCUGUGGUACCAGCAGCAGGUGCCGUUUUCAGGACCCGCCGUAUCAGAACGCAGACUCAGGCUCAGCCGCAGGCCCCAGAGCCCUGAGCUGCUACCGGACAUUUGGCGCCUGUUACGAAUGCUCCUGGGAGUAUGAGGGUCCCGCGGCUGGAGUCAGCCACUUCCUGAGGGUUAAAUACGACCCGCCGCCAGAAGACAUCCAAGUGUCACGCUCAGCAGGGCAGCUGCACUUGCAGUGGGAGACCCCCACCCGCCAGGAUGGCGCUGAGGUGCAGUUCCGGCGCCGGACGCCUGGCAGUUCGUGGAAGUUGGGUGACUGUGGACAUCAGGAUGAUGCUGGCUUUGAGUCCUGCCUUGGUCCGCUGGAGAGAAACUGGGCCCAGGAAUUCCAGCUGAGGCGCCGGCAGCUCGGGCCAGGUGCCCUGCAAGGUCCCUGGAGCGGCUGGAGCAGCCCCCUGUGUGUCCCCCCUGAACCGCCCCCACAGCCCGAGGUGUGGCUCUCGGUGAAGCCGCUGGGCCCGGACGGGAGGAGGCCAGUGACCCUGCGCUGGCAGCCGACCCGGCUCCAGCUCCCCGAAGGCUGCCGUGGGCCCGAGUCUGGCGCCGAGGUGACCUACGACCUCCACCUGCACAUGCUGUCCUGCCCGUGCAAGCCCCAGGCAACCAAGACCCUGCGCCUGAAGAGAGCCCUCAGCCUGUCGGGUGCUGCCUACAACCUGACCGUCGUCUCCCGGAAUCGCUUUGGCCCCGGCCCCAACCAGUCAUGGCACGUUCCUGCCCACACACCCCCAGAACCGGGACCUCUGAAUAUCAGUGCCGGAGCCCAUGGGACCACUAUGAGUUGGCCGGCCCGGACCCCGGGCCUCACAUACUGCAUUGAGUGGCAGCCCCAGGGCCAGGACGAGAGCCCUGCCAACUGCAACCUGACUGUGCCCCAGGACCGGGAUUCUUCUGGAACGGCCACCCUCCGCUGGAGCCGAGCUGCCGGGGCGCUGGGGCAGCGGGCCUGCUACCGCGUCACCGUCUCUUCCUCGGCUCAGCCCAGGAACCCCACCUCAUGGUCCACCGUCUUGUCCGCCUACCACUUCGGGGGCAACGCCUCCGAGGCUGGGAGCCCACAGCACGUUUCGGUGAAGGUGCUCAGCCCGGACUCGGUGUCAGUGGACUGGACGCCGUCCCUGCUGAGCCCCUGCCCUGGCGUCCUGCAGACGUACGUGGUGCAAUAUCGGGACGAGGACAGCAACCAGGUGACCGAGCUGCCCGUGAACCCCACAGAGACCCAGGUCACCCUCGUUGGCCUGCGGGCUGGCACAGCUUACAGCGUGCAGGUGCGAGCAGACACAGCGACACUGAGGGGCGCCUGGAGCCAGCCCCAGCGCUUCCGCAUAGACGUCCAGCUUCCGGAGCUGUCUGGUUUGUCCAUCUUCCUCGCCUCCCUGGGCAGCUUCCUGAGUGUCCUCCUCCUGGGCGUCCUUGGGUACUUCAGCCUGAACAGGGCCUUGCCACACCUGUGCCCGCCCCUGCCCACACCCUGCGCCAGCACCGCUGUUGAGUUUCCUGGCGGCCAGGGGAAGCAGGCCUGGCAGUGGAUCACCCCGGCAGACUUCCAGAAGGAGGAGGAAGAGUCCCUGAAGGAGGCCCUGGUGGUGACCAUGCCGUGCGGAAAAGGCGAGGUGGCUGACCCGCACGCACCCAGCCCGCUCCGGGGCCAGACAGAGCUGCCGUGGGGCACCCUUGAGCCAGCCCUAGACGCAGAGCUGUGCUUGGAGGACAGGAGACAGGGGCAAGGACACCCUGAGGCCGGGGUUCUGGAGCCCAGUGGGCAGGGCAGUCUGGAGGGCAGCUCUGCCCGGGCGGCCGGACGGUCCCUGCUCCUGGGAGAUCAAAUGCAGAGUCUCAGGUCUGACGGUCCCCGACAUACGGGCCUGGAGGCCUGAAGGGGAAAAGGGAAUGUCCACCUCACCUAUGGACAGCACAGAAAGACUGACGAUUGAAAUCACAGCAGCUAGUUAUUAAAUGCUUG
Myotis lucifugus (little brown bat) is the source of this 2312-nucleotide messenger RNA. RefSeq names its product interleukin 12 receptor subunit beta 1 (gene IL12RB1). Gene Ontology annotation, molecular function: protein binding; cytokine receptor activity. NCBI's taxonomy places the organism in Eukaryota, Metazoa, Chordata, Mammalia, Chiroptera, Vespertilionidae. Bases 1 to 2226 code for a protein of 741 amino acids. Gene Ontology annotation, cellular component: membrane; external side of plasma membrane. The transcript is spliced from 15 exons. The record is from RefSeq and is a predicted model, not a curated record. Gene Ontology annotation, biological process: cytokine-mediated signaling pathway.